This is a messenger RNA of Centropristis striata (black sea bass), 3872 nucleotides long. RefSeq names its product angiopoietin 1 (gene angpt1). Gene Ontology annotation, biological process: angiogenesis; Tie signaling pathway. Bases 453 to 2060 code for a protein of 535 amino acids. The record is from RefSeq and is a predicted model, not a curated record. The transcript is spliced from 9 exons. Gene Ontology annotation, molecular function: receptor tyrosine kinase binding. Lineage: Eukaryota; Metazoa; Chordata; Actinopteri; Perciformes; Serranidae.
UCUCUCUCACUCUCCCCAGUCAUUAAGUCAGAGAGCAGAGGAAGAAGGGAAGGCAGAGAGACCAGGGGAGGUCUGACGACACCAGCCCAGCUUGCCCGGCGACUAUUUUAAAUGCACGGAUUGAUAUAUGCAUGCACACAGCUUGGCUUUGAUUUACUGGAGGAAUAUCAAGAUUUAAAACCAAGCUGUCACUCUGCAAGACAUGUGUGCAACUUUUCCUGCCAGAACAAAAACUUAACGGAGCUUUGGAAACAGAGCAUGUGUAAGUGGCCACGCUGAGAGAAGCAGUAGCUUUCAAUGCUGGAGGUCCAAAGCAAGGAUGGACACAGGCUAACAAUGUUCUUCAGCACUUUCUGAUCCAGCUUUGAAGGGGGGAUAUCCAGCCAAAACGAAGAAGGACCGGCUAUAGAUACAAGAACUUUAAUCACCUGCAACUUCUACCCCAGGCUGAUAUGAUGCUGUGGUACAACUUUGGCAGCCACUUGUUCUCUCUGGCAGCACUUCUGGUGAUUGUGAGCUGCGGAGGAGGGGAGCAGCGGAGAGGGUCGGAUAGCAGCAGCACCAGCAGCACAGGUGGCAGCAGCAGCAGUAGUAGCAGUAGCAGUAGUGGAGGAAAUAGUAAUUACAGCAACAGACGCUUUCAUAAGAUCCAGCAUGGCCAGUGCACCUAUACGUUCAUCCUACCUGAGGGAGAUGGGGGCAGAGGAGGCUCCUGCCGGGAGGCGAAAGCAGGCACCACUCCACAAAACACCAACUCCCUCCAGAGAGAUGCUCCGCCGGCUGAACCAGAGUUUCCCAGCCAGAAGAUCCAGCAGCUCGAGCACAUUAUGGAGAAUUAUACCCAGUGGCUGCAGAAGAUUGAGAACUACAUCAAAGAGAGCCUGAAGACCGAGAUGGCUCAACUGCAACAGAGCGCUGUCCACAACCACACAGCAGCCAUGUUGGAAAUGGGCACCAACCUUCUUUCUCAGACGGCUGAACAGACGCGCAAGCUUACUGACGUUGAGACGCAGGUUCUGAAUCAGACAUCCAGGCUUGAGAUCCAGCUGCUGGAAAACUCUCUUUCCACGAACAAGUUGGAGAAAGAGUUAAUGGUCCAGACCAAUGAGAUCAGCAAGCUGCAUGACAAGAACAGCCUCUUGGAGCAGAAGAUGUUAGAAAUGGAGAUGCGACACCGUGAUGAGCUGGAGACGCUGAAGCAGGAGAAGGGGAAUCUCCAGACCUUGGUCGGGAGGCAGAGUGGGGUUAUCGGGGAGCUCGAAGCCCAGCUGAGCCGAGCCACAGGGAACAGCACAGCCCUGCAGAGACAGCAGCAGGAGAUGAUGGACACUGUCCACAACCUGCUUAACCUCUGCUCCAAAGAUGGAGUUGUGCCAAAUAGUACAAAGGUUGCGGAUGAAGAGAAGAAGUUCCGCGACUGUGCUGACCUCUACCAGGCUGGCUUCCAUAAGAACGGAGUCUACACCAUCCAAAUCAACUCUCUGGAGACCAAAAAGGUGUAUUGCAACAUGGAAACAGCCGGCGGAGGAUGGACAGUCAUCCAGCGCAGAGAAGACGGCAGUGUGGACUUUCAGAGGACGUGGAAGGAGUAUAAGAUGGGAUUUGGGAGCUUGUCUGCGGAGCACUGGUUGGGGAACGAGUAUGUUUACCAGUUGACCAGCCAGCGGCAGUACGCUCUCCGCGUCGAACUGACAGAUUGGGACGGACACCCGGCCUUCUCACUAUAUGACCGCUUCCAAAUCGGCAGUGAGAAACAAAACUACAGGCUGUUCCUGAAAAGCCACAGUGGGACCGCAGGCAGACAGAGCAGUCUGGUAAUCCACGGAGCAGACUUCAGCACCAAGGACAUGGACAAUGACAACUGCAUGUGCAAGUGUGCCCUCAUGCUCACUGGUGGUUGGUGGUUUGACGCCUGUGGCCCGUCCAACCUUAACGGCAUGUACUUCACCCAAGGACAACACAUAGGAAAGUUGAACGGUAUCAAGUGGCACUACUUCAAGGGACCCAGCUACUCGCUACGGGCCACGGUCAUGAUGAUCCGCCCCCUGGACUUCUCCUAGUCUCCUGAACUUUUAACUUCCAAACUGCUAUGUAGCACAUUAGAGGGAUGCUUACUAUGUUAUCCUCUUCUCUCAUCUCAUUUCGCUGGCCACGGGAGUCGUCCAAUAAAUCUUUUUAUUCAACCUGGUUAUUCCCCAGAGCAGCGGCUAUUUCUGUGCCGGCAGUCAUGCCGUAACCUUUCCCCUCGAUGAACUGAAAAGCAGCCACGAGGAGGAAGAUUCACCUGAACUCAUUUCUGUAGACUCACAAACUUGACGUUAUUUAAGAAAAAUGCGUUCUGUCACACCUGGAAUUGCGUGUUUCUGCAUUCAGCUUGUAUGAAAAUACAAGCCAUGAUGUCAAACCACGAUUGUUCCACUUUCCUGGGGACCUGUGUUGUAAUAAUAAGGAGGACUUGAGUUCUUCUGAAUGGACAGCAGCUAUCAGAGCAGCACUGACUCUUAAACUGCAGGACAGAACUGAUCUGGAACGCUCGAAGAAGACAAAUGAGGGAUAUCGCUUUUUUUUUUAAAAUAAAGCGUUGCUUGCAGAACGCAGCCCAUAAAUAUUACAAUUGUAUUAUAUAUUGUGUUUUUUCAUAUUAUUUUUGUUAUCCAAACUGUACACAAUAUCCAAAGUGAGAUUGAAACUGUCUUUUGUACUGUACAGUGUAUAUUGAUUGUCUAUGUGCAUUAUGUAUAAACACACGCUCCGUUUUUUUAAGGUGACCCUCAUAUUCAAGUGUUGACUUGGCGAUAGUUAGGAGGGUCACUUUCAGUAUUUGCUGGCAAUUACACACUAGCUGUCUCGACAGAGUGUGAUUAUAUUUAGAGUUAAAGAUGUGAGGUUAUUAUUGGAUUAGAUUCUGGACUCGGGUCCAUUUGCCUUUUUGUUAUUGGCUGAGAAACAACUAAUACCUGCCAAGGUUCAGAUUGUGAGUGAUCACCUUACCUCUGCUGAAUAUGAAAAACAAGAACAUUAUUAAUACAGAUGCAUAUAAUUAGAGAUUUGUAACAAUUACAGAUGUGUGCACAUGGGAGCAGAGAAUGCACAAAUGCAUAUUGUCAGAUACACAGAAUACUCCUGAGUGCAAUGAAGUACCACGUCAUCAUAUUUACAAAGAUAUAAAUGCUUAUAUUAAGCUGGUGUCCCACAUGUACAGAACUUACAAAGAAGGAGGCCAAAGUUCAUGUUGUGAAACUGUAAAGGACAUUAAAAAAAACCUUUAACAUCAUACCUAAAGACAAAGAGCAGAUCGUUAAGACAAGUUACAUCCAGAAAUGUUUUUCACAGAUACGAACAUGACAGAGCCUCCCGAGUCCAGCCAGUUUCUGUUUCUCAUCAAUGCAGCUUUGAGGAAAAAAAAGCAGCUCGAGUUGGAUAUGAAGCAUGAAAUGAACGAUCCCACCAAGUGAUCCGUGUGAACACAUAUUUCAUAACUUCCAGAUUUAUAACAACACCAUCUACUGUGGAGUAUUUACUAAAGGUACAUGUGGCGAGAAGAUAAAGUGUGUCUGGAACUUGUAAAACUGCAAUUGACAUGUUUAUUAGCAUACUACAAUUGUAUAAUUUAAUGUGUGUGUAUGUAAAGCAGCUUUCCUGAGGAAAGCUCUUCUCUCUUUUUCUGUUUUUACUCUGCCAGAAGUACAAUUGUGUUUUGAAGUUGAGCAUAAAACAUAGGAGUUAAGAUAAUAACCCUGGAGAAAUGUGCCUUUGAUAACUCUGCUUUUACCUCAUUCAAUUCCAGAUUUUAAAGAUUUAUUUAAACAUCUUUUUGUAACAUGUGGUCAGUGUUGUGUUGCUAGAUUAAAUAAAAGAGAAAAUGUUUUCAA